GGGGGGAAAUGAUAAUAAUUGUUGUAACUAUGUAGUGCUAUCAUAUCAUUAUUGAGAAGUCUUGUUUAAGGGGGCCUUGGAAUGAGGCAGGGCAGAAAUGGAAAAGAGGCUAUUUAAAGUUGGGGCAGGGCCCCUAGGGGAGGGAGGUUCUUCAGUCCAGUGUUGGUGCCUUUUAUCCACUGGAAAACUGUCCCUAAAUAUGGUGGGUGCGUUUCUUUUGGUUAGUGUAUUGAUCAUCUUACCCUCUAAGACUUUUUAGGUUGUUUGGAGAUUGUAGGGAUGUUGGGGAAGUUUGAGAAGAAAUGUUAUAUUUAGAGUGAUUCUUGAACUAGUAAAAAUAGUCAAGAUUUGAGGAGGAAGAGACAUGCCACUAGAAAAAAAGGAGUGGUAGGAGAGAAGUCAGCUUCCUGAUGUACUGGGAUGGGGACAUUUCAUUACCCCCCAGUGUAAAAACAUUUUUAUAUUUUUCUAUUAUUACCACUAAAACUAUUUUUUAACUUACCAACAUACUUUAUAAAUCCUAUUCCAGAAGUGGGGUUUUCCUGGCUUAAAAGGUUGUCAUUCAGGAGCUGGGUUUUGUUUUGAAAUUGUUAUGGCUUUUGAACUAAGUGGGAAUAAAGGGGUGUGGGAUUCUGUUGUCUUGGUCCCUUUCCCAAUAAUUGAUGUAUCAGAUAUUUGCAAGAUGUGAGUCUUCAUCUCCUGUAGAUAUUUUCUUUCUAAAUUAGUGAGUCUUAACCUUAUCUAAACAAGAAUGCCCAGGGAGGUUUUUAAAACUCAAGGCAGGCUGCAGCCCAGGCCAGUUAAAUCAGGACAUUUGCGAUGGAAGCCAGGCAGAAUUCUGUAAAUACCCAGGUGAUUCCAACCUGCCGCCAGGGUUGAGAACAUCUGUCCCAAACUCUUCUAUAAUGACAUCAGCUUAAAAAUGAACUCACCUGAAACUCUUCCUCAAAUGUUUGAAAAGCAGGAUAUUAAGCCACUAGUUGGCUGCUUAGAGCAUUUGCAAGUCCCAGCAGUUUCCCUGGCUGCCCCUGGAGUUUCCCCAAUGCCCUCUUUCCAUACCCUCAAUGUAGGAGGUCCAUGAUCUGUGGGCUUAGGGCAGGAACCAUAGUCACCAGCCUGACCAGAUGGACAGCCUGGAAAAAAAGCGAGAGGCUCCACCUACAGGAUGUGAGGGCCCAAGCUGGGGUCCUUCAGUCUGUCAGCCCUUGAGGAGCUCUUUAGAAAGUCAGAAAAGCAAAGCAGGCUUGUCCAUAAUGCUUUGGAGGAGGGGGGAAUGGCAGGCAUGUUUUCUUUUUUCUUUCUUUUCCUUCACACUUAAAACAGACACUGACUUUUAAGGGUCCUCUGUGACAAAGGUGAGAGGAAAAAAUCGUUUGAGCCGUGAAAGGCAUUUUUAAAAUGCAGUCCAAGAGGAAUCAAUCAGCACAGAUGGGUUCCCAGAGACUCUGUCCACGUGGUUUUCAAGCUGGUAGCCAGAAUUCUGUCAUAGGGUUCUGUGGCCUUCCUUGGGGGACCUUUUUAAAGGUUUACCAGUGUAGCCCAGAUCCGUCGGGUUCCAGACCUCAGGCUAUUCUAAAAGCAGGGGAAGUUGUAACUAGAAGGUGACCUGAGAUUGCACAGCUGGUUACCGGCCCAGCCUAAUUUGUAAGCAAUGUCUGUGUUUUUAUUAAUUAUAGCUAUCAAUUUGAGUUCUUAACUCUACUCAAGGCACUGUGAAACCUGCCUUAUUAUCUCAUAAUUCUAACAGCCCUGUGACUAGCCUUAUACUGAUAUUCUCAUUUUUACAGAUGAAGCCCAGAGAAGUUACUUGCCCAGAGUCACACAACCAGAAUCAAGCCUAGGACAUUUAGACCAGGAGCUCUAACAACUAUGUUUUAUAUGUGCUUUUUACUUAGUGACAUAACUUGGGGUGGCGGAGGAGCGCGAUGUGGUUAAGAUCUUGUGUUCUGGGGUUCUUUAUGAGGAACAGCCCCAUUAGGGCACAUUCAGGCAGCAAAGCCCCUCGUUCAGCGUCUCUCCUAGACGUGGGAAUCAGGAUGGCUUAAGCGUGGCGCUCCUGCAGCCGGCAGAGGCCGCCAUCGCGCUUAGCUGCCAAGUCCGCGGCCCCUGCGCGGGGAACGAGCGCCAGCAGUCCAGUAAACUUCCCCGUUACUCUCCCGCGCCCCGAGGCCUCGUACCCCCCGCGGUGCGAGCAUGCGCAGUGCGUCCCUGCUCGCCCCGCCCCCGCGCUCGCGUUCCCGCCCGCGGUUUGUCGGCGCCGCCCCGCGGCCGUGACUUCCGGGCUUCUCCUGGGCCGCAGGGGGCGCCGCCGUCGCACAGCGGCCGGGGCGGGGCGGACCGGCGCGCGGUGGCGGUGGUGGUGGUGGUAGCGGCGGCUUGAGCGCAGCAGCCGCCCUCGCCAUGGCGGGGAGCAGCUCGCUGGAGGCGGUGCGGAGGAAGAUCCGGAGCCUGCAGGAGCAGGCAGACGCCGCGGAGGAGCGUGCGGGCAGCCUGCAGCGCGAGCUGGACCAAGAGCGGAAGCUCAGGGAGACCGCUGAAGCUGACGUAGCUUCUCUGAACAGACGCAUCCAGCUGGUAGAGGAGGAGUUGGAUCGUGCUCAGGAGCGUCUGGCAACAGCUUUGCAGAAGCUGGAGGAGGCCGAGAAGGCAGCCGAUGAGAGUGAGAGAGGCAUGAAAGUCAUUGAAAGUCGAGCCCAAAAGGAUGAAGAAAAAAUGGAAAUUCAGGAGAUCCAACUGAAAGAGGCAAAACACAUUGCUGAAGAUGCCGACCGAAAGUAUGAAGAGGUGGCCCGCAAGUUGGUCAUCAUUGAGAGUGACCUGGAACGUGCAGAGGAGCGGGCUGAGCUCUCAGAAGGCAAAUGUGCCGAGCUUGAAGAAGAAUUGAAAACUGUGACGAACAACUUGAAGUCACUGGAGGCUCAGGCUGAGAAGUACUCACAGAAGGAAGACAAAUAUGAGGAAGAGAUCAAGGUCCUUUCUGACAAGCUGAAGGAGGCUGAGACUCGGGCUGAAUUUGCGGAGAGGUCAGUGACUAAAUUGGAGAAAAGCAUUGAUGACUUAGAAGAGAAAGUGGCUCAUGCCAAAGAAGAAAACCUUAGUAUGCAUCAGAUGCUGGAUCAGACUUUACUGGAGUUAAACAACAUGUGAAAACCUCCUUAGCUGCGGCCACAGUCUUUCACUUUGUUUUUGAUGUUUUGUUUUGUUUUGUUUUUAACACCUGCUUUCCAUGAAACCUCUUAAAUGCAUUUUUAUUUACUUUUACCACUGUCACAGAAACAUCCACAAAGAAACAGCUAAGGCAGGGGAUGGGGAAACACAAACAAAGGCGAGCCCAUGGCAGGGUGACAAGUUUUAAAUGUGCCAUUUCCUAGGUUGAUAUUGCCACACUUUGUAGACUUUAACCACACAUUUUGCUUAGUCAGUGUAGGAAUCCUCACCAAAGCCAAAAGAGAUCCACUCAAAGUGCCAAGCAUAGGGUCACCAGGAAGGCCAUGUUGGAGACAAUCAGGUGUGGAUUGGUGCUACUUUAAGCAAAAGGUCCCCUGUGGUCUUUUGUUCAAUAUUGUACAAUUUAGAAUUCUGUCCAACACUAAUUUAUUUUGUCUUAAACAGUUUAACUACAAGAUGAGACUACAGAUCCCAUGUGCAUGUAUUCAUAAAGCCAAGGGUGUGAAAGCCAAGCUGCUCCUUUAAAAUGUCCUUUCUGAUCGGCUCACUUGCAGCCCAUUACAGCUCUGUAGGAUAGCACUCGAUGUGGAUUUCAACUCUUCCCAGUUCUCUAUGAAAGUGAAAGAUUUAGGCACUACACGCAGUUGGUAAAGACAAACCAUUUUCUUCAGAGUUAAAACUAUAUGUAAACAUUGUAUAAUGAUAUGAUAUGAAAUAAAAUGCACAUUGUAGGACAUUUUCUAAA
This is a messenger RNA of Castor canadensis (American beaver), 3913 nucleotides long. It is a transcript of the gene Tpm1, whose product is annotated as tropomyosin 1. Lineage: Eukaryota; Metazoa; Chordata; Mammalia; Rodentia; Castoridae. The record is from RefSeq and is a predicted model, not a curated record.